Tetrapisispora phaffii CBS 4417 is the source of this 1584-nucleotide messenger RNA. It is a transcript of the gene ALD4, whose product is annotated as aldehyde dehydrogenase (NADP(+)) ALD4. The transcript has a single exon. Gene Ontology annotation, molecular function: aldehyde dehydrogenase (NAD+) activity. The record is from RefSeq and is a predicted model, not a curated record. The coding region runs from base 1 to 1584 and encodes 527 amino acids. Lineage: Eukaryota; Fungi; Ascomycota; Saccharomycetes; Saccharomycetales; Saccharomycetaceae.
AUGUACUCAAGAUCAGUUUCUGCUGCUGCUGUGGCUUCUGCUGCUGCAGGUAAGAAAUUCAUGGUUACAAACAACGCUUUACAAUUUAGAUUGUUUUCACAUUUGCCGCUAUCGGUUCCGAUUAAGUUGCCUAAUGGUUUGGAAUACGAGCAGCCAACAGGUUUGUUCAUCAACAAUAAAUUCGUUCCAUCUCAACAGCAUAAAACUUUUGAAGUCAUAAACCCUUCUACAGAGGACGAAAUCUGUCACAUCUAUGAAGGUAGAGAAGAUGAUGUCGAUAUUGCUGUCGACGCUGCAUCAAAGGCCUUUGAAAAUGGAUCCUGGUCCACCAUCGACCCUUUCAAAAGAGGCGAGGCUUUACACAAGUUGGCUAGAUUCAUAGAGGAAGACAAAGAAUUGAUCGCUUCCAUUGAAUCUUUGGACAAUGGUAAAUCUUUGCAAAAUGCAAGGGGUGAUGUUCAGUUGGUCAUUAACUACUUGAAGUCUGCUUCUGGUAUCGCUGAUAAAAUUGACGGCAAAUUGAUUAAUUCCGGCAGCGGGUAUUUCAAUUAUACAAAGAGAGAACCAUUAGGUGUUUGUGGUCAGAUUAUACCUUGGAAUUUCCCACUACUAAUGUGGGCUUGGAAAAUUGCUCCUGCUUUAGUCACUGGUAACACCGUUGUUAUGAAAACAGCCGAAGCUACCCCAUUGUCUGCAUUGUACGUCUCUCAAUAUAUUCCAAAGGCAGGUAUUCCACCAGGUGUCUUUAACAUCGUUUCUGGUUUCGGUAAAAUUGUUGGUGAAGCCAUCACUACUCAUCCAAAUAUUAAAAAAGUCGCUUUCACUGGUUCUACUGCUACUGGUAAACAUAUUUAUCAAUCCGCUGCAAGUUCGUUGAAGAAGGUUACUCUUGAAUUAGGUGGUAAAUCCCCAAAUAUCGUUUUCGCUGAUGCUAACUUAAAGAGUGCUGUUCAAAAUAUUAUGACUGGUAUUUACUAUAACUCAGGUGAAGUAUGUUGCGCUGGUUCAAGAGUUUAUGUUCAAGAUACUAUUUAUGACCAAUUAAUUGAAGAAAUUAGAAUCGCUGCUGAAGGUAUUAAAGUAGGUGACCCAUUCAAUGAAGGUACUUUCCAAGGUGCUCAAACUUCUCAAAUGCAAUUAUCAAAAAUUUUAGAUUAUGUUGACAUCGGUAAGAAAGAAGGUGCUACUUUAGUCACUGGUGGUGAAAGAAUUGGUAAUAAAGGUUAUUUCAUAAAGCCAACAAUUUUCGCAGAUGUCAAGGAAGACAUGAGAAUCGUUAAAGAAGAAAUCUUUGGCCCAUUUGUCACCAUCUCAAAAUUCAGUACCAUAGACGAAGUUAUUAAGUUUGGUAACGAUUCUGAAUAUGGUUUAGCCGCUGGUAUUCAUACCACUAACAUCAACACCGCUAUUAAGGUCGCUGAUAGAUUAAAGGCUGGUACAGUCUGGAUCAACACAUACAAUGACUUCCAUCCUUGUGUUCCAUUCGGAGGUUUCAACGCUUCUGGUAUUGGUCGUGAAAUGUCAAUGGAUGCUUUAGAUAACUACUUACAAUCAAAGGGUGUUCGUUGUAAAAUUGAAGAGUAA